AUGUCUCCGGAGAAUAUGGAUAAUAUUUGCACUCAAGAUAAACUUGUUUCGACUCAAAAAGUUAGUAAAGCAGCUCGUCGUCGUGAAAAACGAGCUGCUCUUCAACAUGCUCAACAGACAGCUGCUUUAAUGAAUAUACAAACAGAUAGAUCUAAUAGUCUUCGAUCUGUUGAAAUGAAAAAGUUAGAAAAAGAACUUUCAGCCCGUCACCUAUGUUUAUUUGAAGUUCCUUCAGAUGGAGAUUGCCUUUAUCAGUCAAUUGGGCAUCAAUUAAAAAUUCGGAAUUAUCCAUUACACACAUUAAUAGGAAAGAUUGAAAUGUCUGAUCCAGAAAUUCUUAAUGAUAUUACCACCGAUCUGACAAUGAAACAAGUAGUGAAAAUUUUGCGUCAUCUUGCAUCGUAUCACAUUCGCAAAAAUAUGGAUGAUUUCCUACCAUUUUUGUUCAACCCAGAUUCUGGAGAACCAAUGAGUAUAGCUAAUUUUGAACAAUAUUGUGACAAUAUAGAAAAAACAUCAAUGUGGGGUGGACAAAUUGAAAUCCGUGCCUUAUCUACAAUGCUUCAACUUCCUAUUGAAAUAUUACAAGCUGAAGGAGUCCCAUUAAUUAUUGGAGAAGAGUUUUCUGAAGAGCCACCAAUCACUAUUGUAUACCACCGUUACGCGUUCGCGCUCGGUGAACACUACAAUUCCUGUUUAAAGAAGCACGAAUUUCAAUGA
Schistosoma margrebowiei is the source of this 720-nucleotide messenger RNA. The record is from the annotation of a GenBank genome assembly. Lineage: Eukaryota; Metazoa; Platyhelminthes; Trematoda; Strigeidida; Schistosomatidae.